AUGGUGUGCGUGGAAAUUAGGCAAAUAGACAGAAUGGCGGCGUUGGAGCAAUGCGUGUUGGCAGCUGAAGAUCUUUGGAACAACAGAAUGCUUCGGAAAAACAUGCAUUGGUUUUUUAUUUUCGUCACGACUGUAGGGUCAUUUACAAAGGAGAUGCAAAUCCUUCCCGAUUCCUAUUUUAACAACAAGAAGAACAUUUUCAAUGUAUACUUUGUCAAGUAUGCCUGGGGCUGGACUUUCAUUUUGCUGCUGCCCUUUAUAUUAAUUUCCCACUAUUAUAUGAAACGAGACCGAAAGCUUGUCCUUCAGCGUUUAUGCUCACUUGUGGUUGGAACUACGAUCUGGUAUUUGUGCACUUCAUUGUUUUUCUAUAUUGAGGAUGUGACUGGGAAUUGUUAUGAAUCGGAAUCCAAGGAAAUUCUCAAAAGUGAACACGCCUCCAGGGUAGAAUGUAAAAAGCAUGGCCUGGUCUGGUUUGGAUAUGAUAUUUCUGGUCACUCCUUUCUACUGUCAUAUUCAGCAUUAAUUAUAUUGGAAGAGACAGCCAUCAUGUCUGAUCUGAAAAAAAUGAACCCUAAGCCAGUGGACUGGGCCAAAAGCCUUAUUAAUGUUUUUUACAUUGCACUCAAUGUUUUAGUUCUAAUUUGGGUUUGUAUGUUCUUUUUCACCUCUGUGUAUUUUCAUACCAUUUCACACAAAAUGUUUGGUACAGCUUUUGGAAUUCUAGCAUGGUAUGUGACUUAUCAACUGUGGUAUCAAGCACAGUUUUCACCAGGAAUUCCUCCUAAAAUUCAAAGAACUAAUCUGAAUUAACUUUCUAUUAACCAGAAAGGCACUCUAGGAUGUAUUCUAAUAUGAAGAAUAAUGUACACAAUUAUGAAGUCCAUAAGAAGUUUGAUUUUUUUUUUUUUUUUUUUGCAUACAUUUUCCCCAGAAACUUUAUGGGUCCAGCUCGGUGCUGUCCCAGUUGCACCAUGGAACUGUUUUCCUCAUGAACCUAACCUGGAUACGUUGGAUUUCAGAAUGUUAUAUUAUAUACAGUACACUAUGUUAUAAAUGAACAUCAGUUUUUAUUGUCUCAUUUAUUGGAAAUAUGAUCUAUGCAGUAUUAUUUCACUCAUUAUGCUAGUACAAAUGUUUGUGGACAGGUAUGUUUGCACUUUUUUUACAUCCACAUCUGCUAAGUGUUCAGAAGUCUGCUUCAUUUCCAGGCUUCUCUUUUAAUGCUUUGGUUUCACGUGUCUUGUCAUGAAUUUGCUCCUGGAAUGCAUAGAUGGCUAAACGUAACAGAUUUUAUACAAGUGUAAUAAUUUGCAUAUUAAGAAAGGAUGUAGCUUUUUAUCUUUUAGCCAUUAGGUCUACAUAUGUGUGCAUAUAAUGGAUAUGCUCUUAAAACCAGUCAUUUUGAGGAUGGGGCCUACAAA
Molecule: messenger RNA, 1424 nt
Organism: Erpetoichthys calabaricus (reedfish)
Lineage: Eukaryota; Metazoa; Chordata; Cladistia; Polypteriformes; Polypteridae
Gene: fitm2
Product: fat storage inducing transmembrane protein 2
Exons: 2
Coding region: 1-813 (270 amino acids)
Biological process (GO): lipid storage; lipid droplet organization; phospholipid biosynthetic process
Cellular component (GO): endoplasmic reticulum membrane
Source: RefSeq, a predicted model, not a curated record